AUGGCACCAACCCCAGAAGACAUUCCUUCUCCCUCUUCAUUGCCAUCGACACCUAAAACCCCGUCGCCAGCUUCUCAGCCUCCACUACAAGUUCCACCGAAACCUCCUCCGAAGUCCAAUGAUUUCGCGUCCAAAACAGACAUCCCCACGCAGGCGGAGCAAAGGAGGACUGACUGGGCGAUCACAAAGCGGUUAAUGAUGAAUGUAUGGCCGAAGAACGACUGGAAGACGCGUUUGACAGUGCUUUUCGGUUUCUGUCUGCUGGUUACAGCCAAGGUUCUCAACGUCCAAGUACCUCAAAUCUUCAAAUCCGUCAUCGAUUCUCUGAACGUGGAUAUCACGGCUACCUCAACCGCGUGGCUAUUGGCCGGAACAAUGAUCAUUGGAUACGGAGCUGCACGUAUUGGUGCCACCCUCUCCGGCGAGCUGCUCAACGCGGUCUUUGCAAACAUUGGCCAACGCGCUAUCCGCAAAGUCGCUAGAGAGACGUUCGAGCACCUUCUCAACCUGGAUUUGAAAUUCCAUCUGGCCAGACAGACUGGUGGCCUGACAAGAGCCAUCGAUAGAGGUACAAAAGGUAUCAGCUUCCUCAUGCAAGCUAUUCUCUUCCGGAUCGCCCCCACUGCACUGGAGAUCACGAUGGUCUGCGGUAUAUUGACGUACAAAUUUGGAUGGGACUUCGCCGCUAUCACUGUGCUGACGAUGGUUGCUUACACAUGGUUUACGGUUCGGACAACGUCAUGGCGAACGAGGUUCAGACGCGAGGCGAACAAAGCAGAUAACAAGGCCGCAACGGUCGCUGUGGAUUCGUUGAUCAACUUCGAGGCGGUCAAGCAUUUUAACAACGAGAAGUACGAGAUUGCGCAAUACGACAAACAUCUUGCCGCGUACGAGAAGUCCUCGGUGAAGAUCACAACCUCGCUUGCAUUCCUGAACUCCGGACAGAACGUCAUCUUUUCGAGUGCCCUGACGAUGGCGAUGUUCUUGGCCGCGCAAGGCGUUGUCAAUGGAACGAUGACGGUUGGCGACGUGGUCAUGGUCAACCAGUUGAUCUUCCAGCUUUCUCUACCGUUGAAUUUCCUGGGCACAAUCUAUCGCGAGAUGAGGCAGAAUCUACUGGAUAUGGAGGUCCUGUAUAAACUCGUCGAGGAGAACACUCCUGCAAAGGAUGUAGCUGGAGCCCAACCUCUGGCACUAAAGGGUGGCAACAUCCGCUUCGAGAACGUUGCCUUCGCGUACCACCCUGACCGCCCCAUCUUCCGCAAUCUCUCUUUCACAGUACCCGCCGGCAAGAAGGUGGCUAUUGUCGGGCCCUCAGGUUGCGGCAAGUCAACUGUCUUCCGCCUGCUCUACCGGUUCUACGACUCCUCUUCCGGUCGGAUAUUCAUCGACGACCAGGACAUUACCCAAGUACAGCAAGAGUCCCUCCGCCGCGCCAUUGGUGUCGUGCCACAGGAUACACCCCUCUUCCAUGCGGAUAUUAUGCAUAAUAUCCGCUAUGGACGGCUAGAUGCUACAGACCAGGAGGUGGUAGAAGCGGCACGCAAGGCGAAUGUGCACGAUACAAUCGCGAAGCUGCCAGAGGGGUACAAGACUCAGGUCGGGGAGCGCGGGCUGAUGAUUAGUGGCGGGGAGAAGCAGCGGUUGGCGGUUGCGCGGGUUAUGCUGAAGGAUCCGGAGAUUUUGUUCUUUGACGAGGCAACCUCGGCGCUGGACGCUCAUACGGAGUCAGAGCUCAUGAAGAACAUCAACAACUCCUUGCUGGACAAAGCUCGUACGAGCAUAUUCAUUGCUCAUAGGCUGCGGACAGUCAUUGAGUCAGACCUAAUUAUCGUGCUGAAAGAGGGAGAAGUGGUGGAGCAGGGAACGCACGAAGAACUGAUGAGGGAAAGAGGGCUCUAUUGUAGCAUGUGGCAACAACAGGCAUCGUUAGAAGGGUUGGAGGAGGAUGAAGCUGAGUAA
Cyclocybe aegerita is the source of this 1962-nucleotide messenger RNA. The record is from the annotation of a GenBank genome assembly. NCBI's taxonomy places the organism in Eukaryota, Fungi, Basidiomycota, Agaricomycetes, Agaricales, Hemipholiotaceae.